CUCCUCCUCCUCCUCUCCUCUCUCGCAAACCUAACCCUAGACCCCAAAUCCCCAAUAUGCUCUGAUUCGUAUAAGGUCGGCUGCGGGGGCGAUCAAACGAUUGCAGGAUCGAUUGCCAUCGAUGAUCUGGCCGUCAAGAGAGAGGAGUGACUAAAGAUGCCCUCGUAUGCUGAUCUGGACCGUCAGAUCGAGCAGCUGAGGCAAUGCAAGUUUCUAACGGAAGCAGAGGUGAAGGCUCUCUGCGAGAAGGCGAGAGCGGUCCUCAUGGAGGAAUGGAACGUGCAGCCGGUGAAGUGCCCUGUAACCGUCUGCGGGGAUAUACACGGCCAGUUUUAUGAUUUGAUGGAACUGUUCAAGAUCGGCGGUGAAGCUCCGGAUACCAAUUAUCUCUUUAUGGGAGACUACGUGGGUUAGUGCGGGAGAUUAGCUUGCUUUGUUUCAAAUUGUUUGGUUUUGUCGUCGCUUCUAUGG
Molecule: messenger RNA, 471 nt
Organism: Phalaenopsis equestris
Lineage: Eukaryota; Viridiplantae; Streptophyta; Magnoliopsida; Asparagales; Orchidaceae
Product: serine/threonine-protein phosphatase PP2A-1 catalytic subunit-like
Exons: 1
Coding region: 157-414 (85 amino acids)
Biological process (GO): mitotic cell cycle; peptidyl-serine dephosphorylation
Cellular component (GO): cytosol
Molecular function (GO): protein serine/threonine phosphatase activity
Source: RefSeq, a predicted model, not a curated record